AUGCAUAUCAAAUUACCUAAAUAUAAUCCUGAUAAUGAUAUACUUAAUGACCUUUGGGGACAAUCAUUCAACAUUCGCGGCCUAUGUGUUCGUGAAUUAUCAAUAGAUGAAAUACUUGAACGUUUUCCUGCUUAUCGUCGUCCUGAACUAAUAUUAGCUGAAGUAAAAGACACUGUUGGUGUUGAUAUUAAUACAAAUACGAAUCAUUUAUUACCACAUUUCUUCGAUUGUAUACCUGAUAAUGGUUGCUUUUUGUCUGAAAAUAAUGAAAAUACAGUAUCCAGUUCAGACGAUGAAGAAGAUCCAUAUCGUUUAUCAAUAGCUACUCCACCUACUCCAACCGUUGAAGAUGAACGCUCACGAGCUAUUCGUGAAACUGCAUCAACACCACUAGUAACUAUGAAAAAAUUGUCGAAUAAUACAAAGUCGACAAAAUCAACUUCGAUUGCCUCCUCGAAAAAAUUAGCAUCGGCACAUCAACAAGAAAAUGCAGUUGAUAAAAUUCAGCAAAGCAAAAAACACCAUUCCACUGGUUACACGAAAACGUAA
Rotaria socialis is the source of this 549-nucleotide messenger RNA. Lineage: Eukaryota; Metazoa; Rotifera; Eurotatoria; Philodinida; Philodinidae. The record is from the annotation of a GenBank genome assembly.